This is a messenger RNA of Heterostelium album PN500, 1464 nucleotides long. RefSeq names its product NADP(+)-dependent, decarboxylating phosphogluconate dehydrogenase (gene gnd). The coding region runs from base 1 to 1464 and encodes 487 amino acids. Gene Ontology annotation, biological process: pentose-phosphate shunt; pentose-phosphate shunt, oxidative branch. Lineage: Eukaryota; Evosea; Eumycetozoa; Acytosteliales; Acytosteliaceae. The transcript is spliced from 2 exons. Gene Ontology annotation, cellular component: cytosol. Gene Ontology annotation, molecular function: NADP binding; phosphogluconate dehydrogenase (decarboxylating) activity. The record is from RefSeq and is a predicted model, not a curated record.
AUGUCUUCAGAUAUUGGUUUAAUUGGUUUAGCCGUUAUGGGUGAGAACUUGGUUCUCAAUAUGGAGAGCAAGGGAUUCACUUGUUCGGUUUACAACAGAACUACCGCAAAGGUCGACGAGUUUGUCAAUGGACGUGGUAAGGGAAAGAAGUUUGUCGGUUGCCACUCAAUGGAAGACCUCGUCAAGUCACUCAAGACACCACGUAUUGUCAUGCUCAUGGUAAAGGCAGGUGAUGUAGUCGACCACUUUAUCAACCAACUCGUACCAUUGUUGAGCCAAGGUGACAUCAUCAUCGAUGGUGGAAACUCGCUCUACACUGACUCUGACCGUCGUGUAAAGGAUCUCGAUAAGAAGGGUAUCAACUUUAUUGGUACUGGUGUAUCUGGUGGUGAGGAAGGUGCUUUGCACGGUCCAUCCAUUAUGCCUGGUGGUAAUCCAAAGGCAUGGGAAGCCGUUAAACCAAUUUUACAAGCUAUUGCUGCUAAAGUUGAAGGUGGACAACCAUGUUGUGAUUGGGUUGGAGAUGGUGGUGCUGGUCACUACGUAAAGAUGGUACACAAUGGUAUUGAGUAUGGAGAUAUGCAAUUGAUCAGCGAAGCCUACUUCAUUUUGAAGAAUUACAUUGGUUUGAGCAACUCUGAGAUUCAACAAGUAUUCCUCGAGUGGAACAAAGGUGAUUUGGAUUCAUACUUGAUCGAGAUCUCUGCCGAUAUCUUUGGAAAGAAGGAGGAGAACGGUCAAUACGUUGUCGAUAACAUUCUCGAUAGUGCCGGUCAAAAGGGUACUGGAAAGUGGACUGCCAUCAACGCACUCGACCUCGGUGUACCCGUCACUUUGAUUGGUGAGGCUGUCUUUGCCCGUUGUCUCUCCUCUUUGAAGGAUCAACGUGUUUCCGCCGCCAAGAUUCUUCCAGGUCCAGUCGCUUCCGAAGCCCACAACAACUUCAAGGGUGACAAGAAGCAAUUCAUUGAGUACAUCAGACAAGCUUUGUUUGCCUCAAAGUUGGUUUCAUACGCUCAAGGUUUCACCAUGAUGAAGGCUGCCGCCAAGGAAUACUCAUGGAAUCUCAACUAUGGUAACAUUGCUUUGUUGUGGAGAGGUGGUUGCAUCAUUCGCUCCACCUUCUUGGGUAAGAUCAAGGAUGCCUAUGAACGUGAUCCAAACUUGGAUAACUUGCUCACCGACAAAUGGUUCACAGAGAAGAUCGGUGCUUGUGAGGUCGGUUGGCGUCAAGUAACUGCUGCCUCCAUCUUGAACGGUAUCCCAUCGCCAGCUUUCACCACUGCCCUCUCAUACUUUGACGGUUACCGUUGCCCAAUGUUGCCAGCCAACUUGAUCCAAGCUCAAAGAGAUUACUUUGGUGCUCACACCUACGAGAAGCUCAACGGAAAGAGAGGUGAAUUCUUCCACACCAAUUGGACAGGUAGAGGUGGUAACACUCACAGUACCUCAUACAAUGCUUAA